AUGCAGAGAAAUUUCACAGAAUACAAUAUCAACGAGUGUAUUAAUCGCGACAGCAACAACUGUGAUGUGAAUGCGAUUUGCAUUAACACGCCAGGAAGUUUUAACUGUACUUGUGCACAUGGAUACUCUGGCGAUGGCAAGAGAGAUGGGCAUGGGUGCAUCAAGCAGGUCUCACAAUUUCCAGUAAUCAAGCUCUCUUUAGGAUUGAGCUUUGGCUUCUUGUCAUUACUCAUUGCUGUGACUUUGCUAUACUUCAGCAUCAAGAGAAGGCAACAUAUCAAACUCAGAGAGAAAUUCUUUCAACAAAAUGGUGGGUUAUUGAUGAAACAACAAAUUUCAUCAAAUGAAGGAGGCCUAGAGUCGUCAAAAAUCUUUACAGCAGAAGAGCUGAAAAAAGCCACCAACAACUACGCUGAGGAUCGAAUCCUAGGCAGAGGUGGUUACGGUGUUGUUUACAAAGGAAUCGUGCCCAAUCAACGCGUAGUCGCAAUUAAAAAAUCUAGAAUAAUGGAUGAGACCCAAAUAGAGCAAUUCAUCAAUGAGGUGGUCAUUCUCACACAAGUCAACCAUAGAAAUGUUGUGAAGCUCUUGGGAUGUUGUUUGGAGACCGAAGUUCCUUUACUAGUUUAUGAAUACGUGUCGAAUGGCACACUUUUCCACCACAUCCACAAAAGUGCGUUAUCUUGGCUAUCGUGGGACCAUCGUUUAAGGAUAGCCGCGGAAACUGCAGGUUCACUUGCUUAUCUUCACUCUGCUGCUUCCAAACCCAUCAUUCAUCGAGAUGUAAAGUCCGCCAAUAUAUUACUAGACAAUAACUACACAGCGAAAAUAUCAGAUUUUGGAGCUUCAAGGUUGGUCCCACUAGACCAAACCCAAGUAACCACACUAGUUCAAGGUACCUUAGGGUAUUUAGAUCCAGAGUACUUUCACACGAGCCAGUUGACAGAAAAGAGCGACGUUUACAGUUUUGGAGUGGUUCUCACUGAACUUAUGACGGGUAAAAAACCCUUAUGCCCCGAGAGGCCUCAAGAAGAGAGAAAUUUAGCGACCUAUUUCAUUUUGUCGAUGAAGGAAAACCGGUUGUUUCAAAUUCUCGAGCCUCGGGUGGUGAGGGAAGGGACAUUGGACCAGCUACAAACAGUUGCAGAGCUUGUAAAGAGGUGUCUUAAAUUGAUAAGUGAAGAGAGGCCUACAAUGAAGGAAGUGGCAAUGCAAUUGGAAGGUUUGAGGAAGUUUACUAAACAUCCUUGGGUUCAUCAACAAGGCCAAGAAGAGAGUGUGAGUUGUCAAGAAGAGAGUGUGAGUUUGAUGAGUGAAACAUCAGACCUUUACACUGUGCCAUUAAGCCCUUAUAAUACUGGUGGCAUUGUUUCUGGGCAAUAUAGUUUGGACAGCCAAACAAUAUUCCCGGCUAACAGCCCCCGCUGAUAUAAUUUUCUGAAUAUGUAGCAUUGUAUGUUGUAAGGUGAUCGUAGUUCCUGUUUGUUCACUGUUUUUUUUUUUUUUUUCCUAAUCUAAUUUCUGUUUGUUAAUCUGGUUUUGAGUGUACAAGAUGGAUUUACCCCUUGUAGUGCUUGUCUAUUGUUUCUCCUAAAUUUUA
Camellia sinensis is the source of this 1600-nucleotide messenger RNA. Lineage: Eukaryota; Viridiplantae; Streptophyta; Magnoliopsida; Ericales; Theaceae. The record is from RefSeq and is a predicted model, not a curated record.